CUCCGCCUACUUUUCAUAUUCAGCCGGUCAGUGACCAAUCUACGUGUAAUGCAGUUACAGCGUUUGGGCACGCUCUUUUGUGGUGUGCAAUAGUUUAGAGAAUUCAUUUUUAUUUUUAUCACAUUUACAAUUACCAGGAUAAGACAGUAAACACAAUGUUUAAGUUUAUAAAGGCUAAAGGGCCCCAUCAAAGUGCUGAGCGGCAAAAAUUGCAGAAAGAACUCUUUUUCUAUAGAAGGACUCUCCAACACGGAUUUCCACACAAACCGACAUCUCUAGCUUGGGAUUCAUCGCUGAGAUUAAUAUGUAUAGGAACGGCAACUGGCGCUAUCAAAGUCUUCGGACAACCAGGGGUAGAAUUCUACGGGCAGCAUCAAAACCCCAUCGCCGUUACGAAACUAGUCUUCCUCCCUAAUCAAGGUAGAGUUGUCUCUCUAUGCGACGAUAAUUCACUCCAUCUAUGGGAAGUCAACAAAAGCUCCUUGGUAGAAGUUAAAUCACAGGCUCUAGAGGGCAAACUUAAAAAAAUAUCAACGAUGUGCCUGGAAUCUGCGGGGAAACACUUGUUGUUAGGCACGGAAGGUGGCAAUAUAUAUUUAUUGGAUUUGAAUACAUUUACCAUGACACCCGAUAUUAUUUACCAAGAUGUUGUUAUGCAAAAUGUUCCACAAGACUAUAAACUUAAUCCAGGAGCCGUUGAGUCAAUAUUCGAGCAGCCAGAUCAACCCAACAACAUUCUAAUAGGUUACAACAGAGGCCUUAUAGUACUUUGGAAUAGGGUCGAUAAUACAGCAGUGAAGACUUUUAUAGCAAACCAACAGUUAGAAUGUUUGUGCUGGAAGGAAGACGGUCGAAAUUUUUUCAGCUCACAUAAUGACGGCAGCUACAUGGAAUGGAACGUCGAUCAAUCCGAAAAACCCAUCAGCGAGCCGGUGACUACGUACGGACCCUAUUCCUGUAAAAGCAUUCCCAAAAUUUUGAGCCGAAAACUCGGUGACGACAAUCUGUUGGUAUUCUCCGGAGGUCUGCCCAGAUCCUACAGCGAUAAAUUCACGGUUUCUGUAGCUCACGGGGAGAAACACACGGCCUUCGAUUUUACUAGUAAAGUUAUUGAUUUUAUUCUAAUCGAAUCUAAAGGGCACGACGAAUCGGCAGCUAGUAACGGCAGUGUAGAAAAUAACACAGCUAAGGGAGAACCAGAAACAUUGAUAGUUUUAGUCGAAGAAGAAAUAGUAGCUAUCGAUUUAAAGGAUGAUGGUUGGCGAAUGAUGGAUUUGCCGUAUUUGGCAUCUCUACACGCGUCAGCUGUCACUUGCAGCCAAUAUGUUUCAGGAGUUCCGGAGGAACUGUGGGAGCACCUUAAAGACGCCGGCAAAGUGCAGACCAGCCAUCUCUACUCGAAUCGUUCUUGGCCUGUGGACGGAGGAAGCCUUCUUUGUUCCAAAGGAGCUGUACCUAAACGAGAGUUGCUACUGACAGGUCACGAAGAUGGAACCGUCAAAUUCUGGGACGCCGGAGGUGUUACUUUUACUUUAAUUUACAAAUUCAGCACGGCUCAGUUUUUCUCUGGUGAUGAUCUUGAAGAAGUACAUCCUGAUCCAGAAGACCUUGAAGAUGAAUGGCCUCCUUUUAAAAAAACAGGCAUCUUUGAUCCCUACUCCGAUGAUCCAAGAUUGGCAGUCAAACGAAUAACCCUUUGUCCAUUGUCUGGUACUUUGGUGGUUAGCGGCACCGCAGGACAAACUGUAGUUGCCAAAUUCGAUACUGAAGUACUAGAAGGGCCUUUAAAAGUUUCAUCGAUGAACAUUGUCAGUGACAGAGAUGGAUUCGUUUGGAAAGGACACGGACAACUAACCCCAAAACAAGGCAGUAUAAGCCAAUCUAGAGGAUUCCAAGCAACUGCCAUUCUUCAAGUUCAUCCACCCGCAGCUAUCACAUGCAACGUUCUUCAGGCAGAUUGGGGAUUGGUUUCAGUCGGCACAGCUCAUGGACUUGCACUUUUGGAUUACAUCAAAAACAAACCUAUCCUGGUCAAAUGUACUCUUAAUCCUAAUGAUCUCACUGGAGCGGGCGACACUCCAAUAUCCCGACGAAAAUCCUUCAAAAAGUCUUUAAGAGAGUCGUUCAGGCGUCUAAGGAAAGGUAGAUCCCAGCGUCGGAACACUAAUAAAGACGACAAAAAAUCAGCUACUUCCCCGCCAACUAAGAGAACUUUACCGGCGGCUACUGAUGAGAAUGUAAAUCCUUUGGAGGCCAAACCAGUUGAACGACAGAUCGAAGCAAGACCAGCUGAUGAUUCCAUGGGAUCUUUUGUAAGGUGUUUGUACUUCGCCAGAACAUUUUUAGUCAGUGUGCAAAACACCAACCCCACACUUUGGGCAGCUACAAAUAAUGGAACUGUCUACGCCUUCACCAUAACAGUUCCGUCGUCUUCGAAAAGAGACACAGAUGACGUUUCGUGCAUGCUAGCGAAAGAAAUUCAGUUAAAACACAGGGCUCCAGUGAUAGGCAUAGCCGUAUUGGAUGGAUCAAGUAAACCCCUUCCGGAACCUUUAGAAGUAGAAAAAGGAGUGGCACCACUGCCGGAUACAACUCAGGCACAUCGAGUUGUUAUCGCAUCAGAAGAACAAUUCAAAAUCUUCACUCUUCCCAGUUUGAAGCCUUUCUGUAAAUACAAAUUGACGGCGCAUGAAGGGGCACGAGUGAGGAGAAUGGCUUUCGCUAACUUCAGUUGCCAAAUGGACGAAGUAAAACAUUCCGAAGUGGACUUACUCUGCUUAACAAACAUGGGCGAUUGUCUAGUACUAAGCAUUCCAGAUCUCAAGAGGCAGCUAAACGCAGCAGCUAUUAAAAGGGAAGAUAUAAAUGGUGUAUCGUCUCUGGUGUUCACCAAAGAUGCUCAAGCAUUGUACCUCCAUUCCUCGUCAGAGCUUCAGAGGCUGUCUUUGGCGACUUGCAGCGUAACUAUGGCUCGAUGUUACUUGCCUCUACCGGCUGGAGCAAGAGAUGACGGCGAACAAGUCGAGGUGGAAGUAGAACACGAGGUAUUGGAAUUAUCAGAGGCCCCUUUAGUCAACGGCAAUGCUGAAAGUAAAGAGGGCAGCGUCGCAGACAAAUCUGAGGAUGCACGAACAAACGGCGACGAAACAUUGCACAACGUGACGGUGUCGAGCAGCGUCGGUGACAUAACCAUCGAUAGCGUAAAGGAUCAUCUCGGUUCAGAUUAAAGAGAUCCAAGUGAGCGAUAUUCUACUGCGAGCCCCAUUGGCAUUGGCAGAAGACGACCCCUAAAUCCACAUUCGGAGGCUAAUAUGCCUCCAAAAUGGUCAAAUGAUAUGCCAUAUCAACAUGAUCAGUAUUUCCCUUCCGCAUAUUUUUAAACGUUUUUUAAUUAAUCACGUAUUACUAGUAUGUAGUACAAACUGUUUUUUAAAAGUAGUUUUAUCUUUUUAUUUAUGUUAGUUACACAAGAUGGUUUGGGAUGAGUGGAAGACAUUGGUUCAACUGGAAAAAAAGUAAUUGUUUACUUUUUAUUGAAACAUUUACCACGUACAAAUAAAAAUGUUAAUAUUCAAAUAUUUGAUAGUUGAAUAUAAGAAGUAUUCGUGAAGUUUGCUACGAAUAAUAAUAGAUAUUGUUCGCGAAAAAAGUGACAGAUUACAUAGUAUUUGCUAUGAUAUUUUUGCUGCAUUGUUGUGUUUAAAAGUUGCGUAUAUGAAAUCCAUGCACGUCAUUAUACAUUGCUCAAAGACGACAUAUUCAUUUUUGAGAUUUAAAAAAACACUGCAACUAACACCCACUAGCUAACCUAAUAUAAUUUAAAAAUUUGCCGUGUUUGCUACAUUUCGCAUCGUUAACCCAUUAAAUAUUCAUUAACUUAACAAAUAUGGCUCAUUGAACAAAACGAAAGUUGAAACUUCCAAUGCCCAUUCCAAACCAUCUUUAAUCUACAAACAGAAAAGUAUUGUGUUGUGUACUUAGUUUAGUUGUUAGGAACUGUAUCGGGACCACUAUUAUUUUCGAAAAAUCAUAAUUUUUCAAAAAUAUUGAUAGCGAAGAUAAGAAAUACUGGUCAAGUUCCGCGAAACUUAUAGAUAGAUUAUUGUAAUAAAAAUUUUUAUAUUUAUAUAUUAAUAUUUUUUGUAUUAAUAAAUUCGUUUUUGGGGUUUUCACUAUUUCGAACAAAAGAGUUUUUGGCUCUUAUUUUCCCAAGAAUUCGUUUUAUUUUACAAGUGCUACAUGUUUUAUUUUUCGUAGGAAGGUCUGAGGUUUAUGUUACUAAACUGAAAAAGUUGUAGCUCUUCCAAACUAUUGUAUAUAUUAUUAAUCUCUUAUAUUGGCAUAUAUUUAUUCUCAAAAUUGGCGGUAUGACAUUAUUUUCAUAAACUACAUAAGAGACUUAAGUUUUAGAUCUGUUUAAAUCAAACAUUACAAGAGUUUUCUUCUUGUGUUUUAUUUGAAGGCAUCUACUGAAGGUAGCUGGUUUUCUUUGUUAAAUCAAAACGCUUUUAUUUAGUACGUUCAAAAACAUACUGUAUAAAACAUGACUUGCAAGGUUUAUUCAUAGCAACGGAAAUAUUACGAAGUGGGUCGCUUUAAAACUUCGAUAAAUGAAAGAGAGCGAAAUUUACGGCUAAAUAUGGAGAGCACGAUUCAAUUACCAUUGUAAAACAAACAUUUUAUAUAAAAUGAAACAAGAGUUAUAUGAAAUUCACAUUUUUGGUUAUACAUAAACCAUGGAUCUUCUUAUAGUUUGUAUUAGACAAUGCUAGGAAGUUAUAUUUUAAAUGAAAUCUUUAUCCACAGUUAAAUUGUUAUCUUAUAACUUAUAGUUGUCAAUUUGUGAGAUAAACUUAAGAAGUUACGAAGAUACGAAAUCUCAUAUAUAACUAAAUUGAGAGAUUACUUUAUCCCUGAAGGCAAGAAGCCAUGGGGAAAUACAAAAGAAGAAGUAAACAGCAAAAUAAUUCAUUUUAUUCAUUAAAUCAUUUUCAUAACAACAUAGUAUUUAAAAUUAAUGGGAAAAACCCCGUAGUUGGCUGUAUACCAUCGUUUAAAAAAACACAGAAGUUAAAACACUUCACACAUGUGUAUUGUGGUAUAAAAACAAACAAAUAUUUAAAACUUUAUAAAAGUGUUGUCAACAUUUAAGUUAUGGCAGAACGUUUUCAAUCUGAACAGAUCAUCCUCAGUGCCUUGUGUAUUUGUUGCUAACAAUUAAGUUGUCUAAAAGACCUCCAUGAAUGGAUUUACAGCAUUCUAAAUAUUACAUUUAAUAAUGUUUUGACUCCAGGUCGAUGACAAUGGAUAGAUUUUUUUAAAAUUACUUUAGGGACUACAUGUCUCCCUGCUCGAAUAUUAACACGUGGUACUUGUCAGUUGAAACGACACAGACCAACUUCAGUUGCUUAAUUUUUAAAUCUCUAUGUAGUUUUUACUAAAGAAUAUUUCUGGUACUUUGUCAUUUCCGGAGGAGCUGGCUGUAAGAUCUAGAAGUUUUGCUUGUUGUGAGUUUCCUCUGGAGAGUAUAUGGGAGUCUUUAUUUUAUUGAUUCAUGGUAAUGUGUUCUGAGUAAUAGACCCCAGAUAUUUAUUGGUAAAUUGCCGUCUGUUUUUAUACCAUCCUACAAUGUACCUUUGCCUUGAAAUUAAAACCGGUCAUGUUAAAUAGAAUUAGUUUAGUCUACACUUUACACAGCUGAAUCUUCGCCUAGAAUAGUGAAUUAUAUAAGUUUAUAAUUUGAUGAUCUUGUUGAUAAGGUAGGACUUCCACUUACUCUAUGGUGUAGAUUUCCCGAAGUUUUCCGUCACGGUGAACUAAGUGCUUUAAACUGACUUCUUCCUGGAUUUUAUUUCCUUUUAAAGUAUUCUUUUACAAAUUUAGUUAUAUGAAUUUUCGUUCUUAUUUUUUCUGUUUUAAACUGUAGUUAUCCCUUUUGUAGAAUUAGCCGUCAGACAAACAAGGUUUUCCUUUAGGCGUUUAUUACACUUGCUCGAUUUGGUUAUGAUCUUGCUAUUUUCAUUGAUGAAUUUUUAGAGUUAGUGUUACCAUCAUUGAUUGGGCGGCAUUUAUAAUAAAACAAUAUAAGGUUGAAUGUUCGAAUAAUUAAACUUUGAUGGUAUACAAGGCAAAUAUCGAACACAGUAAUUUAUUAAAUCUUGCCCAAGUACUUUCGAUCAAUAGAUCAUCCUCAGGGGCAUUUCGUCAGUUGUGGCCUGUCCGACAUGAGCAGAAUGUAAUACAUGUAAAUUUGGACAUAACAAUACAAUACACAAAGACAAACAAACACUUUAAAAUUUUUAAAAAAGGAGAAGAUACAUGUUAUAUAGAAGACGGAGACUUAGGUAGAUAGAAUAACGGUCUCAAUAUUUAUCUGAUCAAUGCUUCAAGUUUGUUUUGGGUUCAUCAUUUCCCACCCUGAUGUUGUCUAAACUAUUAGAGAUUGGUUUCCAUUAAACUGCUCCACGAUGCUUUUUCUUGAGCGGUUGUAAUCCAGUGUCAAUGUCGCAACAUGCCCUGUCCACUUCAAUUUUAGUGUCGUAAUUCGUUGUAUUAUAUCUUGUAAUUUUGUCUUGUUUGCAUUUAAGUCGGUUAUAGAUCUAGUAGAACAAUGAUAUGAGCAGAAACAAAUAAAGGACUUGUUUUAAGAAUUAUUGGUACCUAUAUUUAAUUUUGAUUUAUCAAAAAUGAGUGUUCAAUGGCAGAUUUGUAUUUAGUUAUAGGACAUUUUGACAACUAAAAUUUAUAUAUUAAAGUUAAACAAUUUGGAUGAUUUGAUGAUGUUUAUAUAGUUUGUUAUAUUUUAUUUAUAUUUUUAAUGUGGUAACUGUGGUUAGAGAGAGAUAGCAGCUUUUUUAUCAAACGAAAAACGUGGUGGAGGUUUAGUAUGACUGUGAGCAUGAGGGUCUGAAGUUUUGCUAUUUAACAAAAACGAGAGAGAAAGAACUAUAUGGCCUUAAACGUUUGUUAGUAUUUUAUAUUCGUAUGUUUCACACGGAACAUCACUGCAGUGAAUUUAAUAAAUUUUUUUAUUACG
Messenger RNA from Diabrotica balteata, 7036 nucleotides. The record is from the annotation of a GenBank genome assembly. NCBI's taxonomy places the organism in Eukaryota, Metazoa, Arthropoda, Insecta, Coleoptera, Chrysomelidae.